Messenger RNA from Saprolegnia diclina VS20, 4481 nucleotides. RefSeq lists its product as hypothetical. Gene Ontology annotation, cellular component: cytoplasm; ubiquitin ligase complex. Gene Ontology annotation, molecular function: ubiquitin protein ligase activity; zinc ion binding. The transcript is spliced from 11 exons. The record is from RefSeq and is a predicted model, not a curated record. Gene Ontology annotation, biological process: protein ubiquitination; ubiquitin-dependent protein catabolic process via the N-end rule pathway. NCBI's taxonomy places the organism in Eukaryota, Oomycota, Saprolegniomycetes, Saprolegniales, Saprolegniaceae. The coding region runs from base 43 to 4452 and encodes 1469 amino acids.
UGAACCGUUAUCGAGCUUACGGCCGUGAAGAUACCAGCGACAAUGGAGAUGGACGCACGGCAAUUUCCGCCCCUCGAUGGUCUGGGAAAUGGAAGCAUAUCCCCAGAAGAUGCAUACGAAGCGCUGCAGAGAAGCACUACGUACGCCAACCCAGAGCUCCCGACGUACCUUGCCUCGCUGCUGCUCAAUCUGCCGGACGAUGGCGUCGACGGGACGCUGCGGCUUCUCGAGUGUAUCUUGGCUGGGGGCACCGCAAGCUUCGAGACGUUCCUCGCGACGCGUGCCAACUUAUAUGGACAAGCCAGUCGCUCCAAGUGCGAAGAGGUCUGGAACGGUGACCACAUCGCCUACCGCUGCCGAACGUGCGGCUUGUCCGACUCGAGCUGCAUGUGUGUGCAGUGCUUCGACCCAGCUCAGCACGAAAACCACGACUACCGCAUCUACCGGUGUAGCUACGGUGGCUGCUGCGACUGCGGCGACGAGCUUGCGUGGAAGCCAUCAGGCUUUUGCAAGACGCACUGCUCCGCGCCGUCGGUUCCAAUACCAGACAUUGCAAGCGAAGAAUGCGCGCGAUUAGAUGUGGUCCUGGACUCGAUUUUGGAGCUACUCCUAUCGCUCUUGCGCAUGGUCUACAGCGAGGUGACGGUACCGGGUACGUCCGCGGCCUCGACGCACACGCUACAGACUACUCAGUACUGCUUCUCGGCCGCCGGCCGCACGUACGACAGCUUUACGCCCCGGACGCAGCUUCUCCUCCGUCGACUAGCACAGUGUCUAUCGUGGCUACAACCCAUCGUGACGAGUUGCGUUCAGUACCGAGCGCGCAUGUGCCGCGCGCUGCAGAUGCCAACGCACUGGGGACCAUCCUCGACAACGAUGCUCGACGCGUGCCUGACGUUCGGCAUUCUGUUCCCGCUCGAGUCGGCGGAUGCGCUCGGCGUGCUCUUUCUCAAGCUGCUCUUCGACAAGGACUUUAAGGUGCGCUUCACGGCAGCUUUCUUGGCCGCGUACCCGUUCUACAUACGCCUCUACAAUGUCCACUUGGAGAACGAGGCGGCGCACACGCACGUGAGUCGCUUCAUCGACCGCUUAUUCUGCCAGCUCUUUCACAGCGCGGCGCAGCUCCACCAAAUGGACCUCAGCGGCGCGACGCCCGUGCCUCCCAUCCAUGGCCACAAUUUUGCCGUCAACGCCCGUCGCACCGCGACAGAGCAGCUCGUGCACUACCUGCUCGCGCACUUGCUCGCGCUACUCAAGCAGACGCUGCGUGGAACGACGAUCGACUGCAACCAUGACUUUCUCAAAUUGCGGACCUAUUCACGCUUCUGCUCGGAGCUGCGCACGCUUCUUGUGCACCCGCCCAUUGCCGGUCAAGUCGUCGCCUCGUCCUUUACCUGCGAUUUACAGCUUGAAGCCGACUCCAUCAUGGCGACGCUUCUCGACAUCUUGUCCACGAUGCAGUGCAUGGACCUCCAGACAAAGCAGCGAGACCGCCACAUCGAGUUCGAGUCGAGCUCGUGGACAGCGUCCUUCGUACUGGACUAUGAGGUCAUGCUCGUGUGGCAAUACAUUUUGCUCGGAUAUCGUCGAUGCAUGACUGUGCCGCCCUCUGACGACGCGUUUGGGGCUCCCUUUCGGGAUCCACCGUUGAACCCGUCAAAGUCGCCCUUCGAGCUCCCGAUGUUGGCGCAAGGACUUUUGGCGCCCAUUGAAGCAAAGCUCGCGGCGUGGUGCUGUGAGAGCAUGGGCCAAGCAACAUGGCCGCGCCUUGAUAGCGCCACGUGCAGUUUGCACUUGCCGCUGCACCACUUUUAUGCAAGCGCGCUCAGUGACAUGAUGGCGGCGCUCGCAGGAGAUCCCAAGGCGCUGCUGGCUCUGCUGCGUCGGCCUGGCGGGGCCUUUUGGCACACGGUUGUGUAUCACUCAGUGCAAGUGCAGCAUUUCGUGCGGUCAAUCAAGUGCCAUCUCUGGGUUCUCAACGGGCAGUCCAUGUGGCAGCAGGUGUAUCAUUACCACUCACGCCAUUGGCGCCACCACGGACUGCACAAGGACCUUUUUCUUCUCCAACUUGGCGCUGCUCUGGACCCGGCAUUUGUGGCGGACCUCGUCUCACACUGGCUUCCCGACGACAAGGACGCGUCGCCGCUGAUGCUCGACGAGCUCCUAAAGCUCGUGCUCCAGCUCGUAUUGGACCCAACGCACAUUGGGGCGCUCUCGUCGUGGCAGCUUCUGAUUCGAGAGGUCAAGCACUGGCUUGGCACGGGACCGUUGACACGCACCGAGUUUGUCUCCAAGUGCAACCUAAAGCUUCUCGAUGCGAUAAAAGAGCACACGAAAGAAGAAGACGACGACAUUCUCAACCGCGCACUGGAACAAGUCGGCGUGAGCUCGUCCGUCAUGGCUGCGACGUCGGGUGGCUCCGAGCCGUCGCCACAAGCAGUUCUGCAGGGUCUGGACAACCAUCCGUCGUCAAGCACGUCGACGUUUACGCUGCAGCCAGCGCUCUGGGCUGACAUUUGCCCCUACUUUGAGGCAUUUACACUCAUGGACGCGCAAAAGUGCGAGCAAAACCGACCAACGACGCAAGUGGUGUUGCCGCCACUGGAUCACGUGCUCCCUUGCCUUGACGCGCGCGACAGCGUGCAGUUUGCCGUCAUUUCGGCGCUGCUAUCAAGUCACCUGCUGUUGGCACUUGUGUAUCGCGUCCUUCACACCGAGACUCAGCUUUCUGAGGACGCCAGCGUUGUACAAACCGCAUUGCACCUUUUGUACACGGCGGUGUCGAUUGUGCCGCGAGAUUACGUACCAGAGACAGCCCUCGCAAUGACCCAUGACGCGCUGGAUGCAAUUGUGCGGGCCUGGAGCGGGAAGACGUGGUGGGACGCGUUGACAACACGGGUUGAAAUACUUGCGCCGGCAGCGUCGCUGGUGGAGCUUCUCCAACGAAUGCCGUCAUCGCCGCUCGUGACGGCCGUGCUCAGCCGCUGCGAUCCGUCUGCACCACCAACCGCGCCUGCACCGCCAACUCCCAAAUCUGGAAAGCCCGACCACAUUAAGGAGCGCCAGGCCAAGAUACUUCAGAAGCUUCGUGCGCAACAGAACGCAUUUCUCCGCCUUUCAAAAGAUCGGGCGCCCGCGGAUGAAGUCCUCCCCGUCUUUGCGCAGGCGUCGCUUGGGUCGGUAGAAAGUCCGCGACCAACAACGACGGCCUACGACUGCGCAUUGUGUCACGACGAAGCGGUCGCCAACAAUGCUUUUGGCUCGGUUGGCUUUCUCACGCCGUCCCGCGUCGCAUGCCUCGCGUCGCCACCGCUCCUCGCACCAUAUCCGCAUUGUCACGCUCGCGUCUGCGGCCACGUAGUCCAUCUGGGAUGCAUGCAAACGUACCUCACAACGCUCGAUGACCGCCAACGCAUCACGGCACCUGGAGAAUUUGUCUGCCCCAUUUGUCGCCGCCUCAGCAAUACCCUAGUGCCGCUGGCUGCUUCCUCAGCGUCACCGCCGUCGGUUGUCGAGUGGGCCUCGGGUCGGUUUGUACCAGCAUCAGUGCUGCUGCCGCUGUCCGUUCGCACGUUUCUUCACCAAGUGCAUUCGACUAUUGGCAACCCGUUGGCGCCGACGCUUGCGACCCUCGUCGACAUGGCUGACCACCUCCUCUUCCUGGCCGAGCUCAGCGAGCGUAACGCCGGUAUCGCGACCACCUUUCAGUGCCUCGCCAAUCUCGUGCAUGUGCCUACGCUGCAGAUUCCGAGCCCACCGUGGACGUGGCAUCAGUUUCUCUCGUGGUGCCUUGUUGCGCCUCGCUCUGCGCCAGACCUCCUCGCCCACUACGUGCCGUUUGCACUUUCGCAGUCGCCGACGCUGCCUGGCCUCGCCCGCAAGCUCCGACAUGUGCAGACGUGGCUCGGCAAGUCGAACGCCAUCGCUGAGACCGGUGCGCUCGACCAGUGGCUGACGGCGCUGCAACCCGAGGCGUCAUUGCCGACCGCGACGUUCUCGCUCGUGAAGCUGCCAAAGCACUACGUCGAGAUCUACCUUGCGUACUGCCAAAAGAAUGCACAGUGCGCCAAGUGCAACGCCGUGCCUCAGCAUCCAGCGAUCUGCCUCCUCUGCGGCAAACUUGUUUGUUGCUUUGGCGCGUGCUGCCAGGACGAUCAAGGACGUGGUGAGUGCACUCAGCACAGCCUUACGUGUGGCGUUGGCUUUGGCUGCUUCCUCCUCCUCCGCGCCUGCACGGUGCUUUUGCUGCUUGGACAAGGACGGUGCAGUAUUUGGGGCAGCGUCUACUUGGACAAAAAUGGGGAGGAAGACCCGUACCUCCGUCGCGGCAAGACGCUGUACCUGAGCGACGAGCGCUACACGCAGCUGUGGGAGCUCGUCGUGCGCCACGGCUUUACCGAGAGCAGCUCAAUCUUAGCCAACACGUCGCGUCAAGAUGGGUUGCGGUAUUAACAUAUUAGCAAGUCCUUCCUUCUGCACUA